AUGGAUCCCAACAACAACAAGAUCCUUCAUCCUGCUGUCAUAGCACAGCUUUAUGGGGAGCAGAAGCCCGUCUUGGAGUGGAUAAAAGAUUCACACCAGCAUGGAAUUGGCGACCCUGAUGGCAUCCCCCAGAUCGUUGCUGUUGGAACCCAUUCCUCUGGAAAAAGAUCCGUACUCGAAGCUAUCUUGGGCGUGGAAUUGCCAAGAUUAGACGAUAAAUACAGACCUUUUGCGAUGGAAAUCGUGUUCCGUACAAGUACUCAAGCCAACUCGCAGGUACAAAUUCAGUCUUGCAAUGCUGAAAAGCCAAACCCCGAAUACUCUAGUCCAUUCGACGCGUCAUUGCUGGACAAGGAUACCUUCGUCCGUAUCGCUCAUUGUGUCAGACAGAGCCUGUCGAAAGCCGAAUUUGUCGGGCUGUCUUAUGUAUUAAGGAUCAAGAUCACAGGCCCGGACGUACCGAAUCUCAAGGUUGUGGACUUUCCUAUAGGUGGUUAUAAUCAACGGAGACGGGAAAAUAUCAAGGAUGGAAUGGUUUACCAUGUAACCGAAAGCUAUAUGGCCAACCCAAAUAGCAUCUUCUUGGCCGUCAUCCCGGCCGAUAAACUAUCUGAGGAGCAGAAAAAGCUCGACCGUCACCUCUUAAGACGUGAUGUAUUCUUCAGCAAGAGAGUGUAUGUGAUUACCAAGCCAGAUGUUCAUAUGCUCGACUCAUCGGCAAACGAGUCUAACGUUGGGGUCUGGAAAAAUCGCCUGAAAGGACAAGGGCGAUGGCACAUUCUUCAUUGCCCAGUACUGGGCAUGCUAGCUUGGAACGGCGGCAGCAACCUCAGAGAUGCUUCCGAGGAUAAUUACUUCAAGAAUAGCCAUUGGGCAGAGGUUCCUACCCCCAACCGAGGCGCAGAGUCGCUUCGCAAGAAGCUCAGUAUCCUCAUCGUCGCAUUUAUGAAACGAGAUAUUGAGAAGCUAGUUGGUGACAUCGGCAGAACCAGCCGAGAUAUUGAUGAGCAGUUGAGACGCUUCAAAGAGCCCAUCUCGACGCCAGAAGAUAUGCGAAAGUAUCUCGGACGUAUUUCCCAGAAGUAUAAUGCUAUAUCUCUACAUGCACUCGAGGCAAAUUACUCCGAGGAUAGCUUCUUUGAUGGCCUGCCCUUUGACGAGAUGAUUUUCCGAAAAGAUAAGGUUCGAAAGCUUAGAACGAUGUUGAACACCCUGGCCGACGUGUUUGCCAACGCAUUGAUAUCGAAAGGUUCGAGCCGAAUCAUCGUCCCUGAGAGCCAGGGGAUCACUUGUCGACAGGAACGGAUUGCUGGCGCAUCGAGGAAAUUGCUGCCUUUCGUGGACCAAUUUUACUACCUGUGCCAGAUCCGUAACCCUCCAGAAGUUAAGUUAGAAAAGUUUUUGCGUGAAGCCAAACCAGAAUGGCUGGCCAACGCACCGGGUGGUAUAUCCAUACCACAACUUUUCCAGGACGAUUGCCAGCGCUGGGAAGGCAUCGCGAAUGAUUAUAUUACGUAUGUUUUCCAAAAGACCCGAGAAUUCGUCGAAUAUCUAAUAGGCCAUAUUCUCACCCAUGAUACAACGACACGAUCUGCGAUCCUCACCCAGAUCAUAUACCCAUUCCUAGACGAGAAGCUUGCGGAAUCGCUUCGCGAGACGCGGAAAUUAAGUCUUUGUUAUAGAAAUGGGCGGACACCGCCCCAAGAGAUUGGUUUCCCGGCCAAUAAUAUCAGGGGAUUAAAGCGAAGGGACCAGCUCAUCGCAGAAGCGACAAUGGACGAGGCUUCAACGAGUGAACAGAACAUGAUAGCUUCGUUAGAAAGAUAUAACACCUAUUACGAGACAUCACUCCAAAACUUCGCAUGCAUAAUCGUCGGCCAAGUUGCGCAGUCAUGCUGGAGAUACCUCCCGGCCGUAUUAUUCCGUAAGGUCGAAGCGAUGACAGAUGAGGACAUUGAGAGGUUGGUAGCAAAGCCGGCGGAAUUGAAACUUAUUCACAAGCAACUCCGUGAGGAUCGCAUCGCCCUAAUAGAUGGGAUCAAUGCCUGGAACAGGUUGAAGGAGAGACCCUUCCCCGACCCAUUGACUGUUCUCGGGGCCCCAAAUCCCUUGAUAUACGCAACUCCUCGUAGUGUACCAAUCGGACCGCCCCAUCCUCCAUUUACUCACGGCGCAACAGGCGCUCCAUUCGCAAUGCCACCGGUGUAUAACGGACAAGGCCUAGGACCAGUAGCCGUAAACAACCCGCAUGCACGAUACCCUUACCCAAACAUGAGUACCCCCAAUGCCGUCCGACCUUAUCAGGCCAUUCCUGGUCAACCGUCGACUGGAGCCCCUAUUACUGGAACUCCUCAGUUGCAGAACCGUAUGGCUCCCCAACCACAAGGCGGGCAACAACAGCAGUCGAUUAGAGCCCCCGCUGCCAAACCUCCUCAGUUCCCGAACCAUAUAGCUCCCCAACAACAAGGCAGGCCCCAAGCACAAAUGGCUCCUGCUCAGUCUGAUAUGAGAUUUAUUCUCCGGGCCGUAAGAUCUAGCAUUGGCCUAACAGAACACCAGAUACGAUAUAUCAUGUCUGUUGCUCAGGCAAUGCCCCGAACUAGCGAGACGACUGGACAGCAAUUCAUGGCUAGACCCAACCAACCUGUUCCAGCUCAGCAGUGGGCCGGCGGACCUACGAGUGGUAUUCCCCAGGCCUCGCCCGUCCAGGCCUCACCCGUCCAGGCCUCACCCGUACAGGCCUCAACCGUACAGGCUGUCCCUGCCCAGCAGCCGAUUCGCGCACCUACGCCUGGUACUGCUCGGUACCCACCCUCCCCGGCUGCCCCUGCGCAACAGCCAAUUGGCGCACCCAUGACUGGUACCCCGCGGUACUCACCCUCCCAGGCAGCGCCCGUCCAACAGUGGAACGGCCCGCCUACGACGAAUGCCCCUCAGGGCUUACGCCCUAUUGCUUCCCAACCGUAUGGAAGCCAACAAGUGUCAUCAGGCACCACCCAGUCGACCCAGGUACUGAUUGCAGCGGCACCUAUUGGAAGACCUUUGCAGCAGCUAAGUCCUACGCUUAACGAGACUACACGCCGCGUACAAGAGCUAUCCGUUUCGCGUCAGCAGUCGCCACCAGCUAUCCUGGCCGUAAGCAAUGGUCCGCCAUCGGGCGGAGGUCCUGCUCCUUCGGUCGAGCCUCCAUCUCGCAAACGAGAACGGAGCGAGGAGCCGGAGACGGCGCAGGGCCAACCGGCGAAGAAACGCGUGGAUAUUCGCGACUGA
Molecule: messenger RNA, 3270 nt
Organism: Hypoxylon fragiforme
Lineage: Eukaryota; Fungi; Ascomycota; Sordariomycetes; Xylariales; Hypoxylaceae
Exons: 5
Coding region: 1-3270 (1089 amino acids)
Cellular component (GO): cytoplasm; microtubule; membrane
Molecular function (GO): GTP binding; microtubule binding; GTPase activity
Source: RefSeq, a predicted model, not a curated record